Messenger RNA from Catharus ustulatus (Swainson's thrush), 6018 nucleotides. RefSeq names its product roundabout guidance receptor 1 (gene ROBO1). Gene Ontology annotation, molecular function: axon guidance receptor activity; protein binding. Bases 84 to 4355 code for a protein of 1423 amino acids. Gene Ontology annotation, biological process: axon midline choice point recognition; Roundabout signaling pathway; axon guidance. The transcript has 27 exons. Lineage: Eukaryota; Metazoa; Chordata; Aves; Passeriformes; Turdidae. The record is from RefSeq and is a predicted model, not a curated record. Gene Ontology annotation, cellular component: neuron projection.
AGGGAAGGCCAACCCCCACCAUCGAGUGGUACAAGGGGGGAGAAAGGGUGGAGACGGACAAGGAUGACCCGCGCUCCCACCGCAUGCUGCUGCCCAGCGGAUCUUUGUUUUUCUUGCGCAUCGUGCACGGGCGCAAGAGCCGGCCGGACGAAGGGGUCUACGUGUGCGUGGCCAGGAAUUACCUGGGGGAAGCUGUAAGUCACAAUGCAUCGCUGGAGGUGGCAAUUCUGCGGGAUGACUUCAGACAAAACCCUUCAGAUGUGAUGGUAGCUGUGGGGGAGCCUGCAGUGAUGGAGUGCCAGCCCCCGAGAGGACACCCAGAGCCCACAAUAUCAUGGAAGAAAGAUGGAACCCCUCUGGAUGACAAAGAUGAGAGAAUCACAAUCAGAGGAGGAAAGCUUAUGAUCACAUACACAAGAAAGAAUGAUGCUGGCAAAUAUGUUUGUGUUGGAACAAACAUGGUUGGGGAACGUGAAAGUGAAGUUGCAGAGCUCACUGUUUUAGAGAGACCAUCUUUUGUGAAGAGACCCAGCAAUUUGGCAGUAACUGUGGAUGACAGUGCAGAGUUUAAGUGUGAGGCGAGAGGGGACCCAGUCCCUACAGUGAGAUGGAGGAAAGAUGAUGGGGAGCUACCAAAAACAAGAUACGAAAUCCGUGAUGAUCAUACCUUGAAAAUCAGAAAAGUUAUGGCAGGAGACAUGGGAUCAUACACUUGUGUUGCAGAAAAUAUGGUUGGAAAAGCUGAGGCAUCAGCAACUUUAACAGUUCAAGAGCCUCCACAGUUUGUUGUAAAGCCUCGAGACCAGGUAGCUGCCCUGGGGAGAACGGUGACUUUCCAGUGUGAAGCAACUGGAAACCCUCAGCCAGCCAUCUUCUGGAGGAGAGAAGGGAGUCAGAAUCUGCUUUUCUCAUACCAACCCCCUCAGUCAUCCAGCCGAUUUUCAGUUUCCCAGACAGGAGACCUCACCAUCACCAAUGUCCAGAGAUCUGAUGUUGGGUACUACAUCUGCCAGACUUUGAAUGUUGCAGGAAGUAUCAUAACAAAAGCCUACUUGGAAGUUACAGAUGUGAUUGCAGACCGGCCUCCCCCUGUCAUUCGGCAGGGUCCCGUGAAUCAGACUGUAGCUGUGGAUGGGACUUUGGUCCUCAACUGUGUGGCCACAGGCUCUUUAAUGCCCACCAUCCUCUGGAAAAAGGAUGGGAUCCUCAUUUCCACCCAAGACUCUCGCAUCAAGCAGCUGGAGACAGGAGCACUGCAGAUCAGAUAUGCCAAGCUGGGGGACACGGGCCGGUACACCUGCAUCGCCUCCACCCCGAGCGGUGAAGCGACCUGGAGUGCCUUCAUAGAGGUCCAAGAGUUUGGAGUCCCCGUGCAGCCACCGAGACCCACUGACCCAAACUUGAUUCCCAGUGCUCCAUCAAAGCCUGAGGUUACAGAUGUCAGCAGAAAUACAGUAACAUUGUCAUGGCAACCUAAUUUGAAUUCAGGUGCAACACCAACCUCUUACAUCAUUGAGGCCUUCAGCCAUGCAUCAGGGAGCAGCUGGCAAACUGUAGCUGAAAAUGUGAAAACUGAGAGUUUUGCAGUUAAAGGGCUAAAACCUAAUGCAAUUUAUCUCUUCCUUGUGAGAGCAGCUAAUGCUUAUGGGCUGAGCGACCCAAGCCAAAUAUCUGAUCCAGUGAAAACUCAAGAUGUUCCGCCAACAAGCCAAGGUGUGGAUCACAAGCAGGUCCAGAGAGAGCUGGGUGACGUGGUGCUGCACCUGCACAACCCUACUAUCCUUUCUUCCUCCUCAAUCGAAGUUCAUUGGACUGUGGACCAGCAAUCCCAAUAUAUUCAAGGAUAUAAAAUUCUGUACCGGCCUACACCAGCAUCUUAUGGAGAAUCAGAGUGGUUAAUCUUUGAAGUGAGGACUCCAACCAAAAACAGUGUUAUCAUUCCGGAGCUGAAGAAAGGUGUAAACUACGAAAUCAAGGCCCGCCCUUUCUUUAAUGAGUUCCAGGGAGCAGACAGUGAAGUGAAAUUUGCCAAGACCCUGGAAGAAGCUCCCAGCGCUCCACCUCAGAGUGUUUCGGUAACUAAGAACGAUGGGAACGGGACAGCAAUCGUGGUCACCUGGCAGCCACCCCCUGAGGACAACCAGAACGGGAUGGUUCAAGAAUACAAGGUUUGGUGCCUUGGCAAUGAAAGCAGGUACCACAUUAACAAGACCGUGGACGGAACCACCUUCUCCGUGGUCAUCCCCUCCCUCGUUCCCGGUAUCCGAUACAGCGUGGAGGUGGCUGCAAGCACUGGGGCAGGACCUGGAGUGAAAAGUGAUCCCCAAUUUAUCCAGUUAGAUUCUCAUGGAAACCCUGUGUCUUCAGAAGAUCAAGUCAGUUUAGCCCAGCAGAUUUCUGAUGUAGUAAAACAACCUGCCUUUAUUGCUGGAAUUGGUGCAGCCUGUUGGAUUAUCCUCAUGGUCUUCAGCAUCUGGUUGUACCGCCACAGGAAGAAGAGGAAUGGACUCACGAGUACUUAUGCUGGUAUCAGAAAAGUCCCGUCUUUUACCUUCACACCAACAGUAACAUAUCAGAGAGGAGGAGAGGCCGUAAGCAGUGGAGGCAGGCCUGGACUCCUAAACAUCAGUGAACCAGCCACUCAGCCAUGGUUAGCAGAUACUUGGCCUAACACAGGGAACAAUCACAAUGACUGCUCCAUCAACUGCUGCACCUCUGGCAAUGGCAACAGUGAUAGCAACCUUACCACGUACAGUCGACCAGAUUACCGAGUAAAUGACAACAUUGCUCCAACUAUUCCCUACAACCAGUCAUAUGACCAGAAUACAGGUGGAUCCUACAACAGCUCAGACAGAGGCAGUAGUACAUCUGGGAGUCAAGGGCACAAGAAGGGUGCUCGGACCCCAAAGGCUCCAAAGCAGGCUGGCAUGAACUGGGCAGAUCUUCUGCCACCUCCUCCAGCACAUCCACCUCCCCACAGCAACAGUGAGGAUUACAGCCUUUCAGUGGAUGAAAGCUAUGACCAAGAAAUUCCUUGUCCUGUGCCACCUGCGAGGAUGUACCUGCAGCAGGAUGAGCUAGAGGAAGAGGAAGAAGAUGAGCGAGGUCCUACUCCACCUGUCCGGGGAGCAGCUUCCUCUCCAGCCGCUGUCUCCUACAGCCACCAGUCAACUGCCACCCUCACCCCCUCUCCCCAGGAAGAGCUCCAGCCCAUGUUACAGGACUGUCAGGAGGAUCUGGGACACACACAACACCAGCCUGACCGGAGACGCCAGCCUGUGAGUCCUCCACCCCCUCCACGGCCCAUCUCCCCACCUCACACCUAUGGCUACAUCUCAGGGCCCUUGGUGUCUGACAUGGACACAGACGCCCCAGAAGAGGAGGAGGAUGAGGCCGACGUGGAGGUUGCCAAGAUGCAGAACAGGAGGCUCCUUCUGCGUGGCCUGGAGCAGACCCCUGCCUCCAGCGUGGGGGAUUUGGAGAGCUCUGUGACAGGGUCCAUGAUCAAUGGCUGGGGCUCAGCCUCCGAGGAAGACAACAUCUCCAGCGGGCGCUCCAGCGUCAGCUCCUCCGACGGAUCCUUCUUCACCGACGCCGAUUUUGCACAGGCUGUGGCGGCAGCCGCCGAGUACGCCGGGCUCAAGGUGGCCCGGCGGCAAAUGCACGAGGCAGCAGGAGGCCGUAGACAUUUUCAUGCAUCGCAUUGUCCCAGACCCACCAGCCCUGUAUCUACCGACAGCAACAUGAGUGCUGUUGUAAUACAGAAGGUCCGACCUGCCAAAAAGCAAAAACACCAGCCAGGACAUCUGCGCAGAGAAGUCUACACAGAUGAUCUGCCCCCUCCUCCCGUGCCCCCUCCGGCCAUCAAGUCCCCGACGGCGCAGUCCAAGUCGCAGCUGGAGGUGCGGCCGGUGAUGCUGCCCAAGCUCGCCUCCAUGGAGGCCAGGACGGACAGAUCCGCGGACAGGAAGGGAGCCAGCUACAAGGGCAGGGAGGGGGCGGAGGGCAGGCAGCAUCCCGACGUCAGGACGGGCUCGGGGGAGCGCAGGGAGCCCCAGGAACCGCCGGGCGACGGCAAAGCGCGAGCCAGCAAAGCACCAAAACGGGACGGCGCACCAGCAAAAAGUCAUCUUCUUCAAGAGGACAUCCUGCCAUACUCUAGACCAACAUUUCCAACAUCAAAUAAUCCCAGAGAUCCCAGCUCCUCCAGCUCCAUGUCCUCAAGAGGGUCAGGAGGCAGACAGAGGGCAGAUCAAGCAAAUCUAGCCCGAAGGAAUGUUGCAGAAAUGCAAGUACUGGGAACCUAUGAACAAGAAGAGGAAGAAGAAGAAGAGAUGGAGGAAACAGAAAGCUGAAGACAACGACAUGUACUGUAACAGGCUUUUAAAAUCUAAUCAGAAAAAAAAAAAAUAAAUCACUUAAGAUGCCUCAAGUCUGAUGAUGUUUGACGCCAGAAAUAAUGUUCAGUGCAAUCAGAGUGUACAAUUUUUCCUUUUUCCUCAUGCCAUCAGAAUGCUAGUUUUUUAUUUUACUCUUUCUUUGUAAACCCUCCUCACUAGGAACGGCCCUUGCCUAUUCCGUAACGCCGAGCGCAUCCCCUUCGCCGCCCGGGGAGGCAGGGAAGCUGCUCUUGGAGGUGCUUGGGCCAGCUGCUGCUCCAGGAUUAGAACAGGAGGGAAUUCCAGGGCCUGGGAUUCCAAGGUUCCUCCCCAGCGAGGCGGUGCUGAGCAGAGAGCCAGGCGGUGACACCGCCGGGACGCGGCAGCGACCGCAGAGCCGCCAAAGGGAACGUGGUGCAGAGCAGGCUUUGCUCCUCACUGUGCCCUGCACUCAGUGCAAAUGGCAUCUUGCAGUUUCAACACUGCCUGUGUGUCUCGUGUUCUGCCAGUCUCUUGCUAGCCUUUUGCAGGUGAUACAGUUUGACAAACGAAAGUAAAAUUAAUUUGGGACAAGAUGGCUCUUAUUGUAAAUAUGUACUCAUUUUAAGCCCCUGUGGUACUUUGAUUUGUCUUUCCAUUUUCAUCAUUAAAUACAUUCUUAUUAAAAAUGUCCUUUGGGAUAGGCAGGAGGUAAGCCAAUGUGAUUGCUAUUUGCCUAAUCAUAGCAUGAGCAAGUUCAUCUGAAACUUUUUUCUAAUUUCCAGCUUCAACACUGCUUAUGAAAAGGAAAUCAAUGGACAUUUUUAAUAACAAUUAGGUAAUAUCAUCAACUGCUACUGGCCCAAAUCUCAGACCUCUACUUGUGUCAAUUCACCUUAAAGAAGAAGUGCCACUUAAAGAAGUUUUGUUUGAUCUUGGCAAUGAAUUUUUUUGUAAUGCACUGCUUAUCUUUUUUUUUUUUUUGGUUUUAAAAGCACAAUCACUAAACUUUGUUUGUAAACCAUUGUAACUAUUAAUCUUUUUUUGUCUUAUUGAAAAUGUUAAGCAUUUGUUUGGGAUAUUUUUCAUCUUUUUGUUAAUGCUCUAUGUUUGUAUUUGGAAUAUUUGAAUGAUGACAGAUGGUAAAGUAACAGACGUAAAUGUGGGCCAUAAUCAAAACACUUCUCACUUUUCCUGAACUUACAGAAAAUGACCAAUUUUUCUGUGGCCUCUCUCAACAUUGGAUUACCAUUAAAGCUGAAAUAGAGGCAUUAGUUGCAUUGAAUUUGCCAAAUGAUGUCCUCUGUCUGUAGGUUUUCUGAUCUUUUUUGUAAUUAUAAAAUUUCUUUGUCAUUGGUGCUAAUGGAAAAAUGUGUGUUUGUUUAUUGACAACUAUCAGGACUAGCCCCAAUGAAAAAAAAAAGAAAAAAAAAAGUGUUUUGGUGUUUACCGAGGACUGAAAUUUUUCAUUUAGCUAAUUUUUAAAGAAAGGUUCCAUAGAAAGGGUGUGCAGUACUAAAGGAAAAAUCCAUGUGAUUAAUGUUUUCAUUAUGUUCAUGUAAGAAACCUCAUAUUUUAGCCAUAAUUUUGCAUACUGAGGAUCCAAUAAUCAGAAAAGUAAUUUUUGUCACAUUAUUUAUUAAAAAUGUUCUCAAAUACA